Molecule: messenger RNA, 5536 nt
Organism: Oncorhynchus tshawytscha (Chinook salmon)
Lineage: Eukaryota; Metazoa; Chordata; Actinopteri; Salmoniformes; Salmonidae
Product: pre-B-cell leukemia transcription factor 1
Exons: 10
Coding region: 471-1823 (450 amino acids)
Biological process (GO): animal organ morphogenesis; brain development; neuron development
Cellular component (GO): nucleus
Molecular function (GO): RNA polymerase II cis-regulatory region sequence-specific DNA binding; DNA-binding transcription factor activity, RNA polymerase II-specific
Source: RefSeq, a predicted model, not a curated record
AUGUGCUGCCUUCCAGUGACUGCCGUUCCGUGCUGUAUGCAACAAAAGCAAGCGGAUGGAAUAAAUCGAAAUAGCCUUGAAAUUCAGGUUUCCAUAACUCACCUUAGAUACGGCGCUGUCUCUCGGAGAAAACGGGAUUGUGUUUCGGGAAGACACAGGCUCUGACACAUGAAAGGAAGAAGCGUCCAGAUUCAUAGUUGUAGUUGAAGUUUGCUUAUCUUUUACACGCAGUCUGAUCUGCACAAGGCAGCAUUUCAGAUCAGAUUUCAGAAUCACUUCAGACUAGCUGGAAGAGCAGAGAGAGCGAGAAAGAGGGCUUCCCCUCUGACUCUGUGUCUUGGAGAACUCCGGAGCGCAAGAGUGCGAACCAGAACGUGGAACCCCCGAACCCGGGUGGGAAGGAAUUUGGUCAAGGAUUCUCUUUUGCGAAAUCGACGCGAAGGUGAGAGCUUAUAAAUAGAUCGGAAGAAAUGGACGAGCAGCCGCGGUUGAUGCACUCUCAUGCGGGAGUAGGGAUGGCAGGGCACCCCGGCCUGUCGCAACACAUGGAAGGCACGGGAGGAACGGAAGGCGAUGGGAGAAAACAGGACAUUGGAGACAUUUUACAGCAAAUAAUGACCAUCACAGAUCAGAGUCUGGACGAAGCUCAAGCCAGGAAACACGCCCUGAAUUGCCACAGGAUGAAGCCUGCUCUCUUCAACGUCUUGUGUGAAAUCAAAGAGAAAACAGUGCUGAGUAUCCGUGGCGCCCAGGAGGAGGAGCCUCCAGAUGCCCAGCUCAUGCGAUUGGACAACAUGUUGCUGGCGGAGGGCGUGUCUGGACCGGAGAAGGGGGGUGGUUCUGCAGCGGCUGCGGCUGCAGCUGCAGCCUCAGGGGGCGGGGCAGGAGCGGAUAACUCAGCGGAACACUCAGACUACAGAGCCAAGCUCUCUCAGAUCAGACAGAUCUACCACACAGAGCUGGAGAAAUACGAGCAGAUGGUAUCCCAUGGCGGAUGGAGGGGGGAGAGUUACACAGGGAGUCAUGGCAACGGAAACAAGGCUUGUAACGAGUUCACAACCCAUGUGAUGAACCUGCUGAGGGAGCAGAGUCGCACUCGGCCCAUCUCUCCCAAGGAGAUCGAGCGCAUGGUGGGGAUCAUCCACCGCAAGUUCAGCUCCAUCCAGAUGCAGCUCAAACAGAGCACCUGCGAAGCCGUCAUGAUCCUGCGCUCACGCUUCCUCGAUGCCAGACGGAAAAGACGGAACUUCAACAAGCAGGCGACAGAGAUCCUGAAUGAGUACUUCUACUCCCACCUGUCUAACCCCUACCCUAGUGAGGAGGCCAAGGAAGAGCUGGCCAAGAAGUGCUCCAUCACAGUUUCACAGGUUUCCAACUGGUUUGGAAACAAAAGAAUCAGAUACAAGAAAAACAUUGGAAAGUUCCAGGAAGAAGCCAAUAUGUAUGCUGCCAAAACUGCAGUCAACGCGACCAACGUAUCCUCACAUGGAAGCCAGGCUAAUUCGCCCUCCACCCCAAAUUCUGCAGGUUCUGCUGGCUCUUUUAACAUGUCAAACUCCGGCGACUUGUUCAUGAGCGUGCAGUCUCUCAAUGGGGACUCAUACCAAGGUGCUCAGGUUGGAGCCAACGUGCAGUCACAGGUGGAUACCCUUCGCCAUGUUAUCAGUCAGACAGGCGGAUACAGUGAGGGCCUCACAGCCAGCCAGAUGUACAGUCAACAGAGCAUCAAUGCAAACGGAGGCUGGCAGGAUGCAACCACCCCCUCAUCAGUGACAUCACCCACAGAAGGACCUGGAAGUGUUCACUCUGACACGUCCAACUGAUCCCUCCACCCUCCACCACCAUCCGGACACCCCCGACCUCCACCCUCGAUCAGCCAGCCCCCAGUCAGCACCCCUUCAGAACUGGAGGUAUCACUAGACUGGUCACAGAGCAAGAGACCACUCUCUACAGGUGGGGACUACAGGAUGAAACGCCAUCAUCACCACCACAGACAGUUCUUCAUGUCUUAUGUCCCGUCUCUACAACCAACUAUGACACAGUCAGUCAGUAGCCUGAGUAGGGCUCUGUUCUCCCAUUUAUCUACGACCUCAUUCACUGUCUGUCUGUACAGUUUUCUUCACCAGAUAUCCAUGUUGCCUCUGUGUGAUCUGACUUAUAACACAGUAGGCAAAUAGUUACAACACGUUAUACACAGUAUUGCCCGUAUCUUGUAGAUUGAAAUGCUUUUCUCACUACCUCUAUUGAAAAUAACAACAAAACAUCAACUUCUAAAAAAGCAUCGUUUUUUCCCCUUUGUAAUAACUGACAUUGACAGUAGCUCCCAAUCUCCCUUGUCCUGUCUCAAGGCUUGUUUUGAGGACAGUUUUGCCUUUGUGACUAGUUUUACCCGAUAUAAUUACUUAAUUCCCAACAUUUGUUUUGUCCAUAGUGCCAAAGUUCAACACAGGAGGGGAAUUUUUAUAAUAUGACAUUGUGCUUGUGGAAAAAUACAUAUCCAUCUGACUAUUCACAUCACAUACCGUAGCUUAAUAAGAUUUCUUGUUAGUAGCUAACAAUGGGAUGAUUUGAAAGGAGACCCUUGAGAUUCAAAUGUUCCUCCUCAUUUUAGACAUUCUGUUUCAGAGCUUCUACAAUGGUCAAUAAAACAUGACACAUUUUUAGUGCAACAAUGGCGUGUGUUCUGUUCAUACUGAAUGAGUGGUCAACAAUGCAUAAGCAAAACACAAAAGAGUAACGGUAUACUCCAGAAUUAAUGGAAGGGAUGGUUUGGAAGGUUAUAAAGAAAUGGAUCAUGGUGAUUCUAGCUUCAUGGUUAUUCUAGCUUCAUGGUGAUUCCAGAUACAUUUUUUAAACUGAUACUCAGUCCACACUACAAACAGAGCAAGAAGCUUAUAGCUUCAUGGUGAUUCUAACUUCAUGGUGAUUCUAACUUCAUGGUGAUUCCAUAUACAUUUUUUAAACUGAUACUCAGUCCACACUACAAACAGAGCAAGAAGCUUAUAGCUUCAUGGUGAUUCUAACUUCAUGGUGAUUCCAGAUACAUUUUUUAAACUGAUACUCAGUCCACACUACAAACAGAGCAAGAAGCUUAUAGCUUCAUGGUGAUUCCAGAUACAUUUUUUAAACUGAUACUCAGUCCACACUACAAACAGAGCAAGAAGCUUAUAGCUUCAUGGUGAUUCUACCUUCAUGGUGAUUCUAACUUCAUGGUGAUUCUAUCUACUGGAAUUCUAAUGCAUUUCCUGCACUUGACAUAUUGUUUGUAGUGUGGACUGAGUAUCAGUUUAAAAAAAUGUAUCCGGAACACUUAAUCAGUACAUUAGCAUCAAUUAAAAUAAGCCAAUAUAAUGUCUUUAAGCACAGUCACUUCCAGUGAUUACCCUAUGAAGGGUAACAUAUGUAUUUGUCAAAGAGAAGAACACAGUACAGAGAACACACAUUAAUAAUAUGCUUGUAUCAUUUUCAUAUUUUGAACAUAUGAUGUGUGUACACACACACACACACACACACACACACAUACAUACAUACAUACAUACAUACAUACAUACAUACACUACCAUUAUCACUGUACAUCAGUGUUGUCAAAAUAGCCAAAUACUGCUGGUAACCAAAACCACUUGUGUAAGGUGUAAGUGCAAAAAAGGCAUUUUAAUGUAAAUGUUCAUUCUGAUGUUGUGUAACCAGGUGGUAGUCAUGGAAUACACAACUAAACACAAUUCUGAAAUCUUUCUCAAAGUUAUUCUUUUCCCUCAUAAUUUCAUGUUAUUGGUGCUAAUUUGUUUCAUUUUUUUUUUGAAUAGUUUAUUUCUGUCCAUUUAUUAUUGUCACUGAGUUUGAACACCCGUCAUAUCAUUCUGUUUUUACAUUUUGGUUAUCAAGGUUGGUCUCUACUCACUCUUAUAUUACAGCUUUCUCCUAGCAUUUGACUUGAGACUAAAUUACGAAAAAAAAAUCCAAAAUGUGAUUGAUUCAUUUUGUUGUAGCUACAGUAUUUGCUUACACACAGUUACACAUUGCCUUCUUGUGCAAUUCAACAUAUCCACCCUACCAUUCCCUUGAUACCAAAAAAAUAACUGCAGAAGCUUCAUCUCUAUAGAUUAGAUUCAGUUUAACCAAUUUAGCUUUGUUUGUUUUGUAUAAUGGUGUAUUAUCUGAAGUAUUCAUCUCAUAGAAAUGUUCAGGUACUCUCUCUGUACUACAAAACCAAAAAUACACUUGUGUUUGUUUAUAGAUAUGGCAUGGAAAAGACUAACCCUGAUAGCACACAGACAGAUACAGAAGAUGUUGGGAAAUAUUUUUAUGUCCUCAUGUUGUGAAUAACUUGCAUCAUAAUUUUUUAUCUUUAUCGUUUUGCUUUUAUUUUGCGUGGUUACAGGAUUUACAGUAGGUUACAUUUUAUUUUCUUGCUAGCAUAAUGUGAAUUUGCUAAAGAUUGCUCUAUAGAGUAUAAGUAGAUGUGGACAGUAUCCAUUUUAAAACAAAGCAGCUACAGUAGGCCGUCAUUGUAAAUAAGAAUUAGUUCUUUACUGACUUGCCUAGUUAAAUAAAGGUUAAAUUAAAUUAAAAAGUCAUGUUUGACAGACACAGACAGAUAGUAGGAAAGAGUUCCUCUCACAUUACAGAUAUAAUCCACACACAGUUCAUUUUGUACUUUCAGUCUAAAGCAUUGACACACAAGCUUGCUUUUAAGAUACACACACAAGCUUGCUUCUAAAAUGUUUACUGUCUGUUAAUUAAGGGUGAUGUGAAAGGUUAGUGUCCAACCAAAUCCGUAUACCAUGGUAACAGAUAUACAUUAUACAGUGUAACUACAAUACCACACAGCUGAAUCCACCAUAGUCCUUCUUUCAGAAACAGUACAUUUUAUAUUUGAUAUCAUUUUUGAAGACGUGGAUGUGUACUAUGAUGAGUGAAGCAGAAUAUUUUUUCAGUUGACAGACAACAUGUGUACCCUAUGAGUGGACUAUGUUGGAGUGGUGUUCCCUGGCCUUUCCAUCCAGAUGUUUGUUUUUUGUUGUUGAUCAUUUUAGCCAUGUGGCCAGCAGAACAAUAGCUUUUGUGAUGCAGUGCCCCUAAAAAAAAACGUUACUCUACUUUUCACAUUGCCUGUCCAAUAUCACCGUAUUAUUGAAAGCGUCAUGUAAUGAUGCUUUAAGUUUUUGAAUAUAAAAGGAAAAAAUGACUAUAAAAAGAAAUAAACUAUAAAAUUGGUCAACAUAAAAUGUUUUCUUUGUUGCAUGUAUUUUGUUCUUUAAUAAAAUACCGUACUGCAGUGUUUUUGAAUGUUACUUAUUUUUUUAUAAAGAUUUCAGAGUGAAAUUGUGGAGCCUUUUACUUGACAGGUUUGAACUUUUAAGAUCUCUACAAAAUGUAAAGAAGGUAUAAAAAUGGAAACUGCAAAACUAUUGUCUUUUUAAUUCCUAUUUAAACCCGUUUUUCUGUGGAGAAAAAAAUAGCUAACAAGUGUAGUUUUUAUGGUCUCUUUCUUUGUACUAGUAAUGCAUAUUCCAAAUAAAUUGUUUCUUUUGCUGCA